AUGUCGAAAUCUAUAUGUUUACAAUGUCGCGCAUCGCUGCGGCACUCCUUUCCUACCACAAAACUCAGAUACGCCCAAAUCUCCCUUCCUCGAACAUACAGUACUUCAGAAGCCCCCCGGGAGACAUCUGCAGCAGGUGGAAGCUCAUUACCUAAAUCAGGAAGCAGCACAGGUCGUUUUGUGCCUCGGAGUGUAAGGCUUCACGGAAGUAAGAUAACGACACCUCUGACUCCCAAGCCGGAAGAUCAACAGGUCCCAGUCCGCCGAGUAUAUGCUCGAAUAAACGUGGAUCUUUCUCACCAACAGACAAACAUCGAUGAGCUCCUAUCAAAACCAACUUGGUCCGUUCGGUCUCUUCUACCAUCUCCAAAUGAGAAGCCUGCCGAAGAAAUUACAGUCAAACAACUUCAUCACUUAUGUCGACUCUCCGCACUUCCUCUUCCCAAAACACCUGAAGAAGAAAAGAAAUUACUAGAUACACUACAUUUACAAUUGCAUUUCUUGAGGGAUAUUCAGAAGGUCAAUACAGAGGGCAUUGAGCCCCUAAGAAGUAUUAGGGAUGAGACGUUGGAGGCAGAAGCGCUUGAGUCAAUUGGAUUGCAAACUAAGGAAAUCCAAGAAGCGUUAAAGAAAGAGGAAUAUAAAGGAAGAAACAAAAGACCGAGAAGGCAGCCAGGGAUUGCGAUAGAUACACAAGGUGCAGAAGAGUGGGAUGUGACUGGAACUGCGACUGAAAAGGUCGAAUUCGGAGGCGGGAAGUAUUUCAUUGUGAAAAGUGGAAAGGAAAUAACGGAAAAGAAAGUGGAGGGGGACAACCAAUCGAAAACAGCAGCAGAAGUUCUUUCCGAUACAGGAACAGAGAAGCUUGAAAGACUUGGUGGUAAUUGA
Molecule: messenger RNA, 888 nt
Organism: Botrytis sinoallii
Lineage: Eukaryota; Fungi; Ascomycota; Leotiomycetes; Helotiales; Sclerotiniaceae
Exons: 1
Coding region: 1-888 (295 amino acids)
Biological process (GO): glutaminyl-tRNAGln biosynthesis via transamidation; regulation of translational fidelity
Molecular function (GO): glutaminyl-tRNA synthase (glutamine-hydrolyzing) activity
Source: RefSeq, a predicted model, not a curated record